Messenger RNA from Epinephelus fuscoguttatus (brown-marbled grouper), 1634 nucleotides. It is a transcript of the gene anxa3a, whose product is annotated as annexin A3a. The transcript is spliced from 15 exons. Gene Ontology annotation, molecular function: calcium ion binding; phospholipase inhibitor activity; calcium-dependent phospholipid binding. The record is from RefSeq and is a predicted model, not a curated record. Bases 87 to 1106 code for a protein of 339 amino acids. Gene Ontology annotation, cellular component: cytoplasm. Lineage: Eukaryota; Metazoa; Chordata; Actinopteri; Perciformes; Serranidae.
AGGUGGAUCAGUUUCCACAGAUUGAAGGUGUGGUGGGACGCUUUUCCGGUUCGGGCACAAAUCCAGCAGAACUUCCUGUUGUCAUCAUGGCGUCUUUAUGGGAUGACUUGGACAGUCUCGUGAAUUCCCCUUCAUCUUUCACAGCAACAACAGGAGAGAGAGGAACCAUCAAGCCCCAAACUAACUUCGACGCAGGAGACGAUGCAGUGGCUCUGAGGAAGGCCAUCGAAGGACUUGGGACCGAAGAGAAGACUCUGAUUGACAUCUUGACCCACAGAAGCAGCGCUCAGAGGCAGCUCAUCUGUGAAGCUUAUCAGGAAGCUACUGGAAGAGCACUCGUGGACGACCUGAAAGGAGACACCAGCGGUGACUUUGGAGAACUGCUGGUGGCGCUCGUCACCCCUCCUGCAGCGUUCGACUGCCAUGAAGUGAUGUGGGCCAUGAAGGGCGCCGGGACAGAAGACAGCACCCUGAUAGAAAUCUUUGCCUCCAGAUCCAACCAGCAAAUCAAAGCUCUGACUGACGUCUAUCUGGAAGAAACUGAGAAGAAGUUGACCCUUGACCUAAAGUCAGAAGUUUCCGGAGACUUUGCCAAUGCACUUCUCAUCCUGGCUGAGGGCAAGAGGGAAGAGAACACCACAGUAGACGCAGACAAGGCAAAAGAAGACGCCAAGACCCUUUAUGAUGCUGGGGAGAAGAAGUGGGGCACUGAUGAAUCUAAGUUUAUAGACAUCCUCUGCCAGAGGAGCAUACCUCAGCUGAGACAGACUCUGGUUGAAUAUAAGAACAUCAGUGGAAAGACUCUGCAGGCAAGCAUCGAAGGAGAGAUGUCAGGGGAGCUGGAGGAACUGCUGGUGGCUAUCGUGAAAUGUGUGAAGAGCGUCCCAGCUUACUUUGCAGAGCGUCUGUAUGGCUGCAUGAAGGGUGGCGGAACAGACGAGCGGACUCUGAACAGGAUCAUGGUGAGCCGCUCUGAGAUCGACCUGCUGGACAUCAGAGCCGAGUUCAAGAAGCUCUACGAGUACUCGCUGCACUCUGCCAUCGAGUCAGAUCUGUCGGGCGCCCUUGGGGACUGUGUGAAGGCCAUCUGUGGAGGAGACGACUAACUAACACACCUGAGGUCCACCUGAGGCCGAGAGUCUGAUUGCGGAGGGAAAUAUGGAAAGACUCUGCUCAAGAUUUGUGGAGGAGACGAUGAUUAAUAUCGACAUGUUUGGCUCUCACAUUUUUUUUUUCAUUUCUGUCAUUUUAUCAUUUUUAUCAACCCUAACAUCCACAUGGCUUUAAAUACAAUACUACACAUGGACUUUAUUUAUUGCAUAAGGAAAUGCCCAAACAUAAACCUACUAUGAAAACACAGCUUUUAGCAGUUUUCAAUGCAUUUGUUGCUUCAUUUGUACAUCAUUAUUUUCCUUCUGCUUUUUGAUAGGUCUCUAUAUGUAGAAGAUGUUACAAAUAAUGUUACAGCUAAAAUUAACAAUUAGCCCUACAGUACUGUAGUCAUGCAGCAAGCUCACAGUAAAGAGUGACUUCUGUAUUACAAAAAUAAUAAUAAGUUUGUCUUCACUAAAAAUCUUCAUUCUUGAAUUUUGUAACUUCCAGAAAUAAUAAUAAAACAUCUCAUGAAUUAUUCA